AUGAGUACCAAACCAUUUUCUCUGGAUGAAGUUCUCGCAGUUGCGAAAAUCCAUCCGCUCUACAACCCUAAUAUAUUAUACCCACCCGGGCCUGAGGAAAUCCAGGCUAUUGUGCAGGCACAAUCUACUACUAGUAGCACCCUUGAAUCAUGGCCCCUGACUACCAAGAAAGACCUUUACAAAGUUAUCGAGCGAUUAACCAAGGACACGAACCCCGAAAAUGAAUACCGGCGUAGCUCCUACGUCAGUGUCACCGGCGGCGGUUCCGGAGACAUGCUGUUGAUGUUCUUCACAGAUGUGAAAGAAAAUCGUCAGCAUCGCGCAGCGUUUGGCGAGUUUCUGCGCACGUGUGGAGUUGUCGAGUCGCAUGAUUGGAUUCUGACGACGCAUACCUCGGGGUAUUUGUAUAGAUCACUCGACCUCCUAACCGAGAUCCUAGAAAACGCAGGAGGAACCAUAUUGAGCGCGGGCAACCUGAUGAAACCCAGCGAAGUCGUGCGCGCACUGGCGCGAUACAACGUCAAUGUGUUGACUGGAGAUAGCAGCCAAGUCAUUCAAGUCAUUCAUCAUAUCUCGACUCUCUCAGCAGACAAGCGAAAUGGGAUUAAGUUAACAAAAGUGAUCUACACAUCCGAGCCACUUACCGACAGUCAGAAAAGAUAUAUUCAUGCCACAUUGGGUCCGGCAGUAAAGAUAUACUCCAUCCUGGGAAGCGCAGAGGCCGGGCCAUACGCGAUCCAUAAUCCAGGUCUUACUAGUACUGGGGAAGCAUCAUCAUGUCAAUAUGAUGGGUCUAUGGAUUUUGUGUUCGAUACCCGCAGCAUCCUGAUUGAGAUUUUCCCUCGUUCCGUCAUGGAAGGUGAUACGCCCUCCUCUGACUUGAAGCCCCUUCUGGAGGGUGAAGAGGGUGUUAUUGUGCAAACGUCGUUGCAGCGUCGACGGAACCCGCUGGUGCGCUAUAUCACCGGGGAUAUUGGAUCCAUCCAUCCAGUGCCGAAUAUUGCAAGGUCAAUUGUCCCGGAAUCUGAGCUGGAAUACUUCCGCGUGCUCCGACUACGGGGUCGUGACCGUCGGUUUAGCUUUAAGUGGUAUGGUGAGUAUUUUGAGUUUACGAAUAUUGAGAUGUUCAUGCAGAAGGGGGCAUUUGGGAUUCUGCAGUGGCAGAUUAUUGUAGGGACGCUUGGUUCUUCGCCACAGACAACAAUGGAGAUUAGGAUGCUUCGUGCUGCGGCGAGUACGAGUAACGAUAUGAUCUCUCUUGAGCAGUUUGUCUAUGAAGUGGAGACGUUCUUCUUUGUUUUACCGGAUAAUCGGCAUUUGUUUAAAUUGACCUUUGUUGAAGAUAUAGGUGGGUUCGAGAAGAGCGGUACGGGGAAUAAAGUCAUGAAGUUUGUGGAUGUAAGACGCUAG
Aspergillus neoniger CBS 115656 is the source of this 1410-nucleotide messenger RNA. RefSeq lists its product as uncharacterized. The transcript is spliced from 3 exons. The coding region runs from base 1 to 1410 and encodes 469 amino acids. The record is from RefSeq and is a predicted model, not a curated record. Lineage: Eukaryota; Fungi; Ascomycota; Eurotiomycetes; Eurotiales; Aspergillaceae.